UCAAAUCGACAUCAAAUUUGAUUUUAAAAAAUAAUACAAAUCGGACCAAAGAGGCCCGUUCUGGUCAGGUUUAUAAUCCAAGGGGAGGCCACCGGUUCCAUGAUGGGGUGGCGGUCUGCGAGCCACUUAUAGAACGCCGGCACUCCCAUGGCUUCCCGGCACUCUUCCGCUCUCUUUCCCUUUCCCUCUGGUGCCUCUUUAAAAUCUUGAAAUAGGUAGAGAAGCUGGAGAAGCGGAGAUGGAAGCGAAGAAUAUGGCAGAAGAGAAGCCACGAGAUGGGAUUCGCACCCAAUCCGCCAGGACAUUCUCAACCUCGGGCGAUCGGAGGAGAAGAAGAGGAGACGUUCCGAUGGAUCUCGAAGAGAAGGAGGAGGAGGAUAUGGGCAACUGCCGGCGAGGAUGGAAGAAGAAGAAGAAGAGGAGACGGUUCGACGCCGACGGAUCUUGAAGAGGUGGAGGAGGAGGAAGAAAAAGAAGAGGAUUCCAUCUCAUGUGCCCAAUUUGGGAUUUUAAGCGAACUGAGCCCAAGGCCACGGACACAGUGAAUAGAGCCACUCGGCCGGACCGGGCUCGAGUUGGGCUUCAAUACGUAAACUUGAACCUGGCCCAUUUAACUGCAAAUUUCUAUUUCAGGCCCGGUUCUCCAGGCUAAUAAUUGGUAUUGGGCCGGGCAGCAUAUGCGGCCCCUCACUUUGAGUACGAGUGUACGACUGAAGGUACGGGGCCCCAGCAUAUAAGACCAUCCGUUGGGGACGCCAUUGAAACGACCGCUGGAGCGAGGCUGUGACGCCAAAACCCCGCUCCCUUCUCCACCGCCAUUGCUGCCGGAUUCGGCGAUCUCCCUCUCCGUCUCGGUGACGCCACGGUUAUUUUCUUUUUCAGAUUUUUUAUUCUUGCUGGUUCGAGUGAUCCACGGUUCUUGGGGAACAUCUUUUUGAGGAUCGGCACUAUGUGGAGAAGGAUCGGGACACCACUUCUUGGUGAGUUUAAUCAACUUGUUUUCAUUAUAGUUUGAGAUGUUUGAUUCUAUGAUUUCGGGGUUUCAGUCGUUUUUACCCAGCCAUCCGGUGGCUACGGCCAGGAUUCUGCUCAUCCUAAGGUCAUGAUGAAGGUAAGUGUUUGGAAUUAUAGAUUCUUGUUACGUUGGAGGCGUCUUGAUUCGUGUCUUGCAAUGUAAAGCGUUCCCUAGAUUCUAAUAUUGACAGCUUUCUUUUUUCUCUCUUAUUUUGUUAAAUUUUUGUACAGUUAUUCAAGAUAACAUACCAGUACCUGAUAGAUGCAAUUAUGACUGUUUUUUUUUUAAAUGGAAAAACUUGAUUUGAUUCUUGGUAAACCAAGGAUGAACACUGGGAUAUUUGACUUGGCUGGUACAAUAUGUUGAUGUAACCUACAAAGAUAUUUUGCCUGGGACUUUUGUGCGUUCUACCAUUGGAUGUUUGUUUGGGGGAUAUUGUCUAAUAUUUGAUCGUAUGUUGUCUUUCAGAUGCAUCUUUAAUUAUCGGUCGUUUCCUAAUCAUCUUAAUCUGUUUUUGAUGUUGUUUAUCUGCAAGUAGAAGUGAUCUGUUGAUGCAGGAGCGCGAGCCCAAAUCAUGAUGGAUGUACGUCGAGUUUGGAUUCUUGCUUGGGAGUGCCCGAAAACACAUUGGGUUCUAGCAUUUAAUUGGAUUGAGUCUAUUUUAUUUUGGUCACAUUGAGUCCUUUUAUUUUGGAUUUAUUUGAGUUCUUAUUUUGGGUUUGCAAUUUGCUGAUUUAUGUUUGUAAUUGAAUGCCAAGUGGCAUCAAAAGAGUCCAUAUUAUGCAAGGAUUGAGUCAAGUCAUAUUGGGUCAUGUGUGGAGAAUUUAAUUUAGUCAUGUGAGUGAAAUUCAGUCCUUAUGUGAGAGGAUUGAGUCCAUGUGUUUAAGAUAGAGUCCUUGUAAUUGAGUGCCAUUAAGAAGGAUUCCUAAUGCCGUGAAGAUCAUCACUCAUCAUGUGGAGAAGUUCAACCAUGAAGAUCUUGCACAUGUGGAAGGAAUUCAGAUUUCAAAUUCAGUUGAAGUUCGUGACAGAUUGAACACCAUAUAGUAUUUUGCAGAUUUGGGAAGCUACAGAAGUCCGAUCAAGUUGAUUCAAAUUUUGUUGGAAAGUAGACAUCCAUAGCUUUUCAAUGACUAUAAGAACAUAAAAUUUGGAGAUCGGAUGAAUUUUGAGGAGUCUCCCGAACUUCAUGCUGAUGCUGGUACUCGAGAAGGAGUUUGAGUCAAAGUAGGAAUUGUAUGCAGUUGAAGAUUAUCCAUUUAAGCUCCAACCCGCACACAAUCACGGGGUGACACUUGUCCAAGCUUUAGUUGACAAGUUGUUUAGGAAGUUUAUCAUUUGAUUUGAAUUUUAAAAAAGUAUCCUUAUUUGGUUUUGAGUCCAAGUAAAGUCUGGUUGUAGUCCUUAUCUUUUUCAACCUUCUUUUCUAUAUAAAGGAAGGUAUGAAGAAUAAAAUUCAGAGAAGAAAAGUUUUGGACGAAAUUUGUGAGAAAUCUCUGGGUAUUCCAGUGUUCUUUCGUGAGUAGAGAUUCCUCUACAUGCUUGGUGAGAUUCCAAGUAAGAUUGGAGAGAAGGUGAGACUCCUUCCUCUCUAAUGGUUGGAUCUUUUGGAGGUGAGACUCUUCCAUUGGUUCAAUAGUUAUCCUUUUUAUUCUUUACUUUAAUUUCUUGUUUUCUGUAGUCUUCUUCAAUAUCAGAUUCUAUUCCAUUCAUCUAUCCCAUCUACAUAAUUUACAGAUUUUAGUUUUUCUCCGAAAUCCAAAUAAUUCAGCCAUACAAUCAUCUCAUCCUUGUUCCCUCUUUGAAUCAAGUUUUUUCUUUGUUUAAAUCUUCUGGAAUCAUUCCAUCAUCACUAGCCUUUCUCCCAUGUCUCCCAUGAUCCAAAUCCCAUCCUUUUUCCUUGAAAAUCCACGUCCGGAUCGAGUUCUACAAGUUCAGCCCUCCAGCGAGUCCUGAAAUUCCUGCAAGAGUCGACCUCCCCAAUCUUGAGUCGACUCCACAUCGUCUCGAGUUGACUCCUUCCCCAUCGAGUCGACUCCAAAGUCGGCAUGAGUUGACCCCUGAGCUUCGUAGGUCGACACCGUCUGGGACAACAGAGAGCCAGUUCUCCUGAUAUGCUCUGCGAGUCGACCCCUUCAUAACUCGAAUCUCGAAUGACUCUUUCAUACAGUGUGCAGAGUGCUUGCUUCAGCUCCAGCUACUAAAGCCAACCAAUAGAUCUGUUCAUACAACAAUAUUCCAACUUCGAUCCCAACCUUGUUCGAGUCGACCCCAAGGAAACUCGAGUCGACCCCAACUGGAAAAUAGAAGAAAUUAUCCUCUGGAUUCUCUGAGAGAGCCGACCCCAACCUAUCUUGAGUUGACCCCAGCCUGUCUCGAGUCGAUCCCUGCUUAGCCCGAGUCGACCCCAAGCCUGCUGACAGCCUACAGCGAGUUUGCAGAAGUAUUUUUCGAGGUUUCAUCCUCCUUCCUUCCAUCCACAUGAAGUCGUAGCGUCCAUUGCCAUUACCAGAGGAAAGAAAAGAGGAAGAAAAAAAAACAUCAAAGAGAAGUUUAGCCCUCGCCCAUCAUCAAGAAAAAAAAAUUACAGCAAUCUGCUCCCCGAUCUGCGUCAAGUGGUAUCAGAGCCCACUGCAUUUCCUUCCGAUCUGCGUCAAGUGGUAUCAGAGCGAAUCGAUCCACAAGAGUACUAGAAGAAGAUCUUCCCUCAGGAGGUAACAUCCAUAUCUUGAACUUUCAGAUCUAAUUUUUGGUUUGUUGGGUAGAUCUGAUUGAUUCAUAGAAGUUAAAGGGAUUUAAAAUUUAGCAUCUUAUACUUGUUUGGAAUCAUACAGAAAUUUCUACAGUAAUAAUUCUUGUUUGAGUUUGGUUUGGGGUAUUUUAAUUUUUGUUCUUCAUCUUUGUAAACCCCAUACCGUGGGAGAGUUGGAGGUUGAAUGAGUGGUGUAAAAGGAAAAAAAAAUAUAUCUGAAGUGGGUCGGAUCAUCGCUUGGGUGACGACCACUGGGGAUUAGAGUUUGAGAAAGAAGCCUUAAGGAGGGUCGGUUCAUUCCUUGGGUGACGGCCAAAGGGUUUUAUUAUCUCUGAUUUUGUUGCUGAUCCUAUUACACCAUCAUGAGGACAAGAUGUCGCUAUCCCUACUAUGAAGAUCGACGUUAUCCCUACAAUGUUGAUCGACGCCGUUCCUAUUACGAUGAUCGUUGCCAUCCCUAUAAUGAUGAUCAACAACUAGAAGAAGAUUGGUGGGUUAAACUUAGGUAUCAACUCCACCAAAAUGCUAUCUUGUUAGAGAAGUUGGAUCGUUCGGAGGUGCGUCAACGACAACAAGGUAUUCUCCCUCCCAAACGAUCUGAAAUUUUUGCAAAUAGAGUUAUAUUUCCGAAGCAAGGAACAACAAAAUCCAGCAAAAAAAUAAUGAGUCUCAUGCCGCAAAGAAGAGGCAAACCCGAUUGCUCCAAGUGUGGUGGCCGAGGGCACCUCGCUGAUUUUUGUCCCAAUAAGGAUCAGCAGAUAUUCGAAGAAGAUCUUGAUGCUGAAAAUUCAGCAGCACCAUCUGAAGACGUCCCUGCCACUGCAAUCCCUUCCCCUUCCCCUAAAGUUCUCCCUCGACCUGCUAAGGUUGACGACGAGGAAGACAACGAGGAAGAAGAAAUUUCAGAGGUGAUACUAUCUAUAUCUGAACCUAUUUUAAUUGAAUUUCUUGAUGUAACUUUAGAAGAAUUGCCCGAGGAAGAUAGUUCACAAGAUUCAGCAGAGAUCAACCUUGAAUUCGGAACCACGCAUGCAUCGAUUGUUAUGAAAGAUGGUUCUGAAAUUUUAAAAGAAGUAUCAUCUGAUUUCGAAGUGGGUGAUUUGAUCCUUACUUGGCACCAAGAGGAACAAACCAGCGAAAAGGAAGCAACCAUGUUCGCAUCGGUUGGUUCUAAAAUUUUAGAAGCUGAUGCGGAGGGUGCUGCAAGUUCAGAGGGCAGCAGCGAUGAGCUUCCAUUCCAAACAGAGGCGAGCAUGGAGGUUCUCCAUAAAACUGAGAUCAUGCUCGCAUUGGAUCUCCAGAAGACCGAUUCUAAAAUUUCAGCAGAGCAUGCAAUUUGUCUCGCCCCAACAGCACAGUGGGCGCCCCCUUCAACCGUGGACCAAUGCUUGCCAUGCAUCAGCCUCGCGCGUACCAGUCAAGCGUGUGCACCCACAUCAGAGUGCGCAGCGGUUAGCCGAGUCAUUCAUCCAAGCAACCAGCGCCCAUGCAGUAGACCAAUUUCACUUGGGCUAGAAAUUUUCAACUCAGCUCCACCUCGACGGAGUCGAGUUCUUUCUCAGCAGGGAGGAAUUGAUGCAGGAGCGCGAGCCCAAAUCAUGAUGGAUGUACGUCGAGUUUGGAUUCUUACUUGGGAGUGCCUGAAAACACAUUGGGUUCGUAAUUUCUAGCAUUUAAUUGGAUUGAGUCUAUUUUAUUUUGGUCACAUUGAGUCAUUUUAUUUUGGAUUUAUUUGAGUUCUUAUUUUAGGUUUGCAAUAUGCUGAUUUAUGUUUGUAAUUGAAUGCCAAGUGGCAUCAAAAGAGUCCAUGUUAUGCAAGGAUUGAGUCAAGUCAUAUUGGGUCAUGUGUGGAGAAUUUAGUUUAGUCAUGUGAGUGAAAUUGAGUCUAUAUGUGAGAGGAUUGAGUCCAUGUGUUUAAGAUAGAGUCCUUGUAAUUGAGUGCCAUUACGAAGGAUUCCUAAUGCCGUGAAGAUCAUCACUCAUCACGUGGAGAAGUUCAACCAUGAAGAUCUUUCACAUGUGGAAGGAAUUCAGAUUUCAAAUCCAGUUGAAGUUCGUGACAGAUUGAACAUAUAGCAUUUUACAGAUUUUGGAAGCUACAGAAGUCCGAUCAAGUUGAUUCAAAUUUUGUUGGAAAGUAGACAUCCAUAGCUUUCCAAUGACUAUAAGAACAUAAAAUUUGGAGAUCGGAUGAAUUUUGAGGAGUCUUCCAAACUUCAUGCUGAUGCUGGUACUCGAGAAGGAGUUUGAGUCAAAGUAGGAAUUGUAUGCGGUUGAAGAUUAUCCAUUUAAGCUCCAAUCCACACACAAUCACGGGGUGACACUUGUCCAACCUUUAGUUGACAAGUUGUUUAGGAAGUUUAUCAUUUGAUUUGAAUUUUAAAAAAAGUAUCCUUAUUUGGUUUUGAGUCCAAGUAAAGUCUGGUUGUAGUUCUUAUCUUUUCCAACCUUCUUUUCUAUAUAAAGGAAGGUAUGAAGAAUAAAAUUCAGAGAAGAAAAGUUUUGGACGAAAUUUGUGAGAAAUCUCUGGGUAUUCCAGUGUUCUUUCGUGAGGAGAGAUUCCUCUACAUGCUUGGUGAGAUUCCAA
Molecule: messenger RNA, 6354 nt
Organism: Phoenix dactylifera (date palm)
Lineage: Eukaryota; Viridiplantae; Streptophyta; Magnoliopsida; Arecales; Arecaceae
Source: RefSeq, a predicted model, not a curated record